Cylas formicarius (sweet potato weevil) is the source of this 1386-nucleotide messenger RNA. Its product is annotated as fas apoptotic inhibitory molecule 1. Lineage: Eukaryota; Metazoa; Arthropoda; Insecta; Coleoptera; Brentidae. Gene Ontology annotation, biological process: positive regulation of neurogenesis; canonical NF-kappaB signal transduction; negative regulation of extrinsic apoptotic signaling pathway via death domain receptors. Bases 559 to 1137 code for a protein of 192 amino acids. The transcript is spliced from 4 exons. The record is from RefSeq and is a predicted model, not a curated record.
AAAAAAUCGGCUUAGAUACUCCAAAAACCUGUUUUUAAUUCAACCAUCUCCGUAUCUCUUACGGUGUGUAAAAUCUUGUCUUGGACAGUAUACGGUGGAGAUUAAGGUAUCUCUCCUUUUAUAGUAGUUCAAGUUAUCGAUCUUAAUGGCGUGUCAGACAAAGUUUUAAAUAAAUUGAAUUUCGUAACUUUAAAAGAGCUCAAUUACAAGAUUUAUUUCUCAUUUUGUCGAUACUGCCGUCCGCUUUCUUUUUAGUUCUGCAUAUGCGGACUCAACUCAACUCACGCAAACUUUUCUGCGAGUUGCUAAAAUAUGCGCUUCGUGUACUAGUCGCUAAUAGCGCACAGAUGACAGUAACCCAGUUUUACAUGACAACACAGAAUACAAACAUAAACUCAUCCCCACCGCUAAUCGACGGACCACCGUUAUAAGAAAAUCAAGGUUAAAUCGAUGAAAUAUUGAAAACGCAAUUUCCGGAAUAUCGGCGAAUAUCCACCGGCAAGUAACGCGUUGAAGUAAUUUUUGCCUGCAUCGGGUUUCGCGCCUUAUUCGAUUUACAUGGCAAGUCAGAGUACUUUGGGAUCUCCGGACAGGUCGAAUUUGGUGGCUUACUGGAGUGUACCACUUCUGGAUGGAGUGCACACAGUCGAGUUCGAUCAUGGGACUACCUCCGGCAAAAGAGUGUUGAGGAUAGACGGAAAGGAAGUAUUACACAAAGAUUGGAUGUUCAAAUUAGUGGGCGAUAUAAAAUUCACUUUGGGCAAACACGAAACAAAAUGCGAACUGAGAGUCGACCCUAUCGCUCAUUUUGCAUUUUCUUAUAGCCUGUGGGUGGACGGUUUACCUCUCGAAAAAUAUUGCGAACAACAGGAGAAAGUUAUGAAGUCUUGGUCUGUGGUGAUCAAAGGGAAACGAUUCAGAAUAGUUUUAGACAAAAGGACGCUGAAUGUUUGGGUUGACGGAGAUAAAAUUGAACCUGAAACCGAAUUUGUGGAGACGGGUUCGCAAUACAAGUUCUACGUCGAGGAAGAACCGGUUGUCAUUAAGUCGGCAUCAAAUGGUAAGAAAAAAGAAGUCGCUUAUAACCUAUUUGUUAACAACAUGCCAUCUGAAGACGACAAGGACGUUUUGAUUUAAUUUAUGAGUGUAAAUAAAAAAGCAGCAAAUUAAAGACAGCGUAAAAAACACACAACGACUUACGUCAAUUAUCGCUGAAGAUUAAUUCAAAAUCAAAACUCACCUUUAUUAUCUGUGAGCAUCAUAUAUGAUGCAAAGUAUGUUAAGAAACAUGCCAAUAACUAUCACAAACCACAGAUUAACAGCAUUAAGUUAUUUAUUUGUAUCCCAUCUUUUUGUAUACUAUUAACAAUAAAUAAUAUAAGAAUA